UUUCCGUUGAUUGUUUUUGCGUUAAUAGGGUAUCCGCUCCCUGUGCUCGAGCUUCCCAACCCAUCGAACGGCGCGAGACGGCGGAGCGCUGGUGAGACGCUUCCGAGACGAUUGGAGGACAAUUGUUGAUUUUGAAAUUAACCGAAGCUAUUACAAUUGAAAUCCGCUCCCUGUUUAGCUGCUCGAAACAGGUAAAUUAAUGGUUCUUAGUUCCAAAGUGAAGGGGGAAAGGGAAAGGUUUUUUUUGGGUGGAGGAAAGGAUUACUUGAAUUGGCCAGAUGGAUGUGGAAGAGCCAAGGGCUGGACUAACAGAGCCAACUGCAUCGCAGAUAUUGUCAAAAGAUCAAAAGUGCAUGGAAUCUGUCUAGGAUUUGUUCAUCUUCUGGAUUCGAUCGUCGGUUAUAGUUUACUGUGUUAAGGUUUACCGGCUAGCUACCAUUUCUCCUUUCCUGUUCGCAGCGUUUUCCUCUGAUCUGAUUUGCUGAUCCGGUUACAUUAUCUGUUCCAGGGAGCCAACGGGCAGCGACGCAUGCACGCCGUCGUCAGUCCCUCACUCUCCAGUCUCCUUGCUCCUCGCCACCAUAGCCUGACCGCCGUCUACCGCCCUUGAAGACCAACAGGCGACCAGAGAGGGACAGAGUCACAACCGGUGUCGUCGUUGUUCGUAGGCAAGCAGCGGACUUCGGCGGCGGUGUCCUCAGCGAGCAGCAGCCAGACACCCAGAAAAAUUCCGCAGAGUGAAAAUGGCGGCAAAGACUGAGAUGAGGUGAGCAAGCGCUUUUCAGCUCUCCCAUCAAUCACCAUGUUAAUGCGCAGAAGAUUGUAUUACUAUAACCCAACCACCACUCUGAGUUUCAAUACAUUCGCUGCAUCCAUCCUUCACAUAGAGGAACAACACAUUCAUCGUCCCAUCGCCACCAACCCACAGCUAGCCAAAGAAUCCUUCCAAGAUCGCUAUAACUUCAACCAUGCAUCAAGUCAAAGCAGUGCUUCCAACCACUUUGGGACGACAGCUUUACCUGAAAUACAGUCCUCUUUCUCGGCCUUGUUUUCUGGAAAGUACGGUUAUUUAGUUGAGAAGUACCGGUUCUUGAUUCCUGUAAAUGACGCAAAACAUCUGCAUUUGGAAAUUGUGAAGAAUGGGUAUAGUCAAGAAUUGUUUUUGUGUAAUUACCUUAUUCAUCUGUAUGUGAAAAAUGGUGAUAUGGCUGCUGCACGUGACCUGUUCGACGAGAUGCCUGACAGGAAUGCGAUUACCUGGGCUAGUUUGAUCACAGGGUAUGCUAAGAAUGACAUGCCCAAUGAGGCCUGUGAAAGUCUUCGACAGAUGGUGCGUUCGGGAUUUGUUCCUAACCAUUAUUCUUUUGGUAGUGCUUUAAGGGCUUGUCAAUCUUUAGGGGCUUGUGGGCUUAGGUUGGGGAUGCAAAUUCAUGCUUUGGUUUUGAAGACGUGCUACUUGAUUGAUGAGGUUAUCUGCAAUGUGUUGAUUUCGAUGUACAGGUGUUGUGGUGAUCCUGGGGAAUAUGCUUGGAGUGUAUUUUGUGGUAUAGAAGCUAAGGAUUCAGUGUCUUGGAAUUCUAUCAUUUCCUUUUAUUCUCAAAGAGGAGAUUCUGCUUCUGCUUUCAAGCUUUUCUCCUUUAUGCAAAAUGAGAGUAUGGAAUUUUAUUCUAAACCAACUGAAGACACUUUUGGCAGCUUAAUUUCCGCUGCUGCUUCUCAUGGUAAUUGUGGUUUGCUUUUGCUAGAGCAGGUAUUGGGAAGAAUUGAAAAAUCUGGAUUUUUAAAAGACCUGUAUGUGGGCAGUGCUUUAGUUUGUAGUUUUGGAAGGUUUGGCUGUCUUGACACUGCAUUGAAGAUUUUCAAGCAGAUGGGCGUGAGAAACGUAGUUUCUAUGAACGGUCUGAUGGUUGGACUCAUUCAACUAAAGCGAGGAGAAGACGCUGCUAAGGUUUUUGUUGAGACAAGAGACAUGGUUGAAAUAAAUUAUUCCUCUUUUGUUGUUCUUUUGAGUGCUUUCCCUGAAUUCUCUUUGUUGGAAGAAGGAAAACAAAGAGGUAAAGAAGUACAUGCAUAUGCUCUCCGAACUGGCUUGUAUGAUUCCAAGGUUGCUAUUGGAAAUGGUCUAAUUAAUAUGUAUGCAAAAUGUGGUGCAAUUGAAGAGGCUCGUUCUGUUUUUAACCUCAUGAUUGAUAAGGAUUUAACAUCUUGGAAUUCUUUAAUUUCUGGUCUUGACCGGAACGAGUGCUUUGAAGAUGCAGUGUGGGGUUUCAGAACAAUGAGGAGUAUUGGUAUGAUGCCUUCAAACUUCAAUUUGAUCAGUGCUUUGAGUUCAUGUGGGAGCCUUGGUUGGAUCAAGAUGGGCAGUGGAAUACAUUGUGAAGCAAUUAAAUUGGGACUUGACUUGGAUGUGUCAGUGUCUAAUGCUCUCCUUGCAUUGUAUGCUGAUGUUUGGUUUAUCUGUGAAUGCAGGAAAAUAUUCUCCUUGAUGCCUGAACAUGACCGUGUUUCUUGGAAUUCUAUAAUUGGUGCAUUGAGUGAUUCUGAGGCAUCUAUUUUUGAAUCUAUAGAAUAUUUCAUAGAAAUGAUGCGCACUGGAUGGAGACUUAACCGAGUUACUUUCAUAAAUGUCCUUUCUGCAGUAUCAUCCCUUUCUCUUCUUGGUCUUGCUAGCCAAAUUCAUGCUCUGGUACUAAAAUACAAUGCAAUGGAUGAUGUAGCUAUUGAAAAUGCAUUUCUUACUUGCUAUGGGAAAUGCGGGCAAAUGGAUGAUUGUGAAAAAAUAUUUUCUAGAAUGUCUGACAGGAGAGAUGAUGUGAGUUGGAACUCUAUGAUCUCUGGCUAUAUACACAAUGAGCUCCUAACGAAGGCCAUGGGUUUAAUCUGGCUUAUGCUGCACAAUGGUCAGAGGUUAGAUUGCUUCACCUUUUCUACCGUUCUGAGUGCAUGUGCCUCAGUUGCAACACUAGAGCGUGGCAUGGAAGUCCACGCGUGUGGGAUUAGAGCUUGUUUGGUAUCAGAUGUUUUUGUUGGGAGUGCCCUGGUUGACAUGUACUCCAAAUGUGGCCGCAUAGAUUAUGCUUCAAGAUUCUUUAAAUUAAUGCCUGAAAGAAAUGUCUAUUCAUGGAACUCAAUGAUAUCUGGUUAUGCAAGGCAUGGACAUGGACACGAAGCACUAGAGGUUUUCAGAAAAAUGAAGCUUGAAGGCCAACCACCAGAUCAUGUUACUUUUGUUGCUGUCUUGUCAGCUUGUAGCCACAUAGGACUCGUCGAACAAGGAUUUGAUCAUUUUGAAUCUAUGAGCAGAGUGUAUGAUUUGACCCCUCGAAUUGAGCAUUUCUCUUGCAUGGUUGAUCUCCUUGGUCGAGCAGGCGAGCUUGAUAAGAUGGAGGACUUCAUCCAAACAAUGCCAUUAAGGCCUAACACGCUAAUCUGGAGAACUGUUCUGGGGGUAUGCAGUCGAGCUAGUGGUCGCAAAAGAGAUCUAGGUAGGAAGGCUGCAAAAAUGCUUAUGGAGCUGGAACCUCAAAAUGCAGUAAACUAUGUUCUUCUAGCGAAUAUGCACGCCUCUGGUGGGAAGUGGGAAGAUGUUGCUCAGGCCCGACGCUCUAUGAGGGAAGCAACAGCGAGGAAAGAAAAAGGAUGCAGCUGGGUCAGCAUGAGAGAUGGCAUUCACGUUUUUGUUGCUGGUGACAAAUCUCACCCGGAUACAGAUGCAAUCUAUGAAAACCUCAGGGAACUGCACAAAAAGAUGAAGCUUGUAGGGUAUGUGCCGCAGAUAAAAUAUGCUUUGUAUGACCUUGAUCUGGAGAACAAGGAAGAACUCCUGAGCUAUCACAGUGAGAGAAUUGCAGUUGCUUUUGUUCUUACACGCAAAUCAGAGAUGCCAAUAAGAAUAAUGAAAAAUCUCAGAAUUUGUGGGGAUUGUCAUGAUGCCUUCAAAUACAUAUCACAAAUUGUUGGCAGGCAGAUAAUACUACGAGACUCCAUCAGGUUUCAUCAUUUUGCUGAUGGGAAGUGCUCAUGUAAUGAUUACUGGUGAUUGAUCUAGAGUUACUUCUAUCAGGAUUCAGGAAGCUGCCAUUGCAGCAUUACUUUGGCACAGGGAUAAGGAGAUUGAGAAGGCCACACAUAGAUGCUAUUCUUAUGAGGGUUUGUUUAGACUGUGAAUGACUGGCUAACACAAGCUCUGGUGAAUUGGCAGGGCUUGAAAUUAAUUAGAGACCACAUAAACGCCCGUUGAUUGACUUUGAGAAGCUCUCAAUUUCUGAGUCUUCUUCUAGUAAAGUAGAGAGAUUGAAGACGAAAAAGGAUUCUUGUACAGCAUGUUGAGACCAAAACUUGCUCAGAAGUCACUGCUGAUCUUGUGCGGUCUUUUGUGCACAUGCAAAGGCAAGAUCAGCUUCUUGCAAAAGCUAAACAAAAACAAGAGGAUUUGUCAAAAAAUGCACGUUUUGAGCAAAUAUGGAAAAGUAGAAGGGGAAAGACGGAUGAUGAAGCACUGGGGUUUUUAAAUAGCAAUACUGUUUUGUUUGAUUCAAGCAAGUUCUGCCCUUACAACACCAUUUUGUUUGAUCACAGUGAUCCAUCAAUAAACACAGUUUUGACAGCACCCACAGAUAAAGCACGAGUGGCAUUGAUGGACUUUAUCAUUUUUCCACGGCGAUGGUUGGUUGCUGAACACAGUUUUGGUCCUCCAUAUUACCACCGAAAAUGUAUGGGCCUGAUCUAUGGAGGAUAUUAGGCAAAAGGUGGUGCAAGCCUCCAUAGCUGCAUGACUCCCCAUGGUCCCGAUACCAAAACAUAUGAGUUACAGCCUGUCUGCUGUAGUAUUCUUCCAAUCCAACACUAUAAUGCUCACGGAAAAACAUCUUACAACAUUACAAUGCUCACAGAAAAGACAUCUAGCCACAUUGUAAUGCUCCCAGUCCCAGAGAGGCAUCUAUGAUCUAACAACAUUACAAUGAUGACAGAAAACCAUAGCCCUGGGAAACGAAGCAGGGCCGCAUAGAAUCACAUGCACGAUGGCAUUCAUGUUCGAGUCAUGCCUCGUGCCCUGAGUGUGCCCAUGGGUGCUGGAAUCGCCCUUCAUGGACCACGAUUAUUAUCAGUGCUGGAUAGGUUUGAAGUCUCACUUUACAGGAGGAGGAUGCACAGAUGAGUUGGAAAAUGGACACCACUGAUGUAUGGCUCACCAAUGCUUGUCAUCUUGUCAUGGUUCCACCGGAGUUAUGGUUCAUCUGUCUGUAUCGAAAUGCCACAGUUUGUACAGAAUAAUACAUUAUUGGGAUUCAAGUUGAUGUAUGGGUAUGACUGAAACAUAAAUAUGAAUAAUGGAGCAUUUGGUUCUCGGGAGAUGGGAUUAUCUUAGGUAAUAAUAAUGUGAAAUUAUGAAAAUGUAAGAUUAUCUUGUAUUUAGUUAACAUGGUUGGAAUGUAAGUUAGUAUAUUUCGUUUAGAUUAUAUUUUAAUGAUAAUGCUAUUUUCUUUCU
This is a messenger RNA of Ipomoea triloba (trilobed morning glory), 5488 nucleotides long. Its product is annotated as putative pentatricopeptide repeat-containing protein At5g09950. Gene Ontology annotation, biological process: RNA modification. The record is from RefSeq and is a predicted model, not a curated record. Gene Ontology annotation, molecular function: zinc ion binding; protein binding; RNA binding. Lineage: Eukaryota; Viridiplantae; Streptophyta; Magnoliopsida; Solanales; Convolvulaceae. The transcript has 13 exons. The coding region runs from base 803 to 4039 and encodes 1078 amino acids.